Molecule: messenger RNA, 2373 nt
Organism: Cyprinodon variegatus (sheepshead minnow)
Lineage: Eukaryota; Metazoa; Chordata; Actinopteri; Cyprinodontiformes; Cyprinodontidae
Product: synaptotagmin-5-like
Exons: 5
Coding region: 59-1567 (502 amino acids)
Biological process (GO): regulation of dopamine secretion; cellular response to calcium ion; vesicle fusion
Cellular component (GO): synapse; axon
Molecular function (GO): phosphatidylserine binding; calcium ion binding; calcium-dependent phospholipid binding
Source: RefSeq, a predicted model, not a curated record
CCCAACUGCUCUCUGAUGGGAGUACUGGCUCUGUACUGGGAGUGUUGAAGCUCACUUGAUGAAUAGUGAUCUCAUCUUUAUGGAUCUUGUCCACCUGCAGGUUCUUCUGGCUGUGGUUCUGGCUGUGUUCUGCUACUGUCUGGUUCUUUGCUGCAUCUUUUGCUGUCGCAAACAGAAAAAAGACUCCUCUGAGGAAAAAGAGACCAUUUUCCUGCUCCCUCGUCCCGCUGACAGCGUGACUGUGACAUUGACUCAUUCUCAGUGUGCUCAGCCUGGGGAGCAGCAGUAUGAAGAGCUGGACGGGGACGUGUUGGAGUACCUUUCUUUUAAAAGCAGUUCUUCUCCAUCUGAAGAUGACCUCGGCAAUCUCCCGUUCGACCCCAGCCCUUCCGGACCGGCUGAGCGGUUGCAGUCCUCCAGGCCUACCUUCCCAAUGCGUCGCCUCAGUACUCCUGCUCUCCCCUGCUCCCCCAGUAAAGCUUCCACUCAUGGCAGGGCCUCUUUACCUUCCCUCACCAAGCUCAGCUUUGUAUCCAAAUCCCGCCUGGUGAUCGGGAGACGCAGAACUGUUAGUGGGGAAAGUUUGGCUUCCAGUGAGAACAGUCACCUUACUGCUGGUGCUAACAGUCAGCAGGGGGAGCCAUGCCUCCCCCAUUAUGGCUCCCUAUCUGUCUCACUCAAGCCAGCUCCCCUUCUGCACUUUUCCCUCCUCUUUAACUCUGCCUCUGGCACCUUGGUGGUCAACAUCCUGAGACUGUCUGGAGACACUAGAAGGGGAUGGGGGGUGUUUGCUCGUGUCUGCCUUCCUCCACUUCACCCUGUGCCCCAGCAGACAGCCCCACGCCGACGCAGCUUCAAUCAGGACUUCAUUAGCCAGAACUUCUCUCUGGAGGUGGGCUCUGUGGAACAGCUCUGCACAUGUACCCUGAGGCUGGCCGUCUACAGCAGGGAUUUCUCAGGGCUAAGAGAGGCUGCUCUGGGCGAAGUGGAGCUGGCCUGUGACGAGAUAGAGUGGGAGCCUGACUCUAGCAUUACCUACACCAAGCAGCUCAUGCAGAGUCAAAACAAGCUGAAAAAGAGUUUUAGCUAUCGGGAGACUGUUGGACGCAGGAAAAGCUCAGUCGGCAUUCCACGGAUGUUAGGACAACUCUUAAUUUUGCUGCAGUACCAGAGCCUGGCUCAGCGCAUCAAAGUGAUGGUUCGAAAGGCUGAGAAUCUGGUCAAGCUGACACGAAUCCCAGGAACCCCAGAUCACUAUGUUGUCAUCAAUCUACAUCAGAAUGGUAAAAUAAUUCAUACGAAGGAGACUAAAGUGGUCAGCGGUCCAAACCCCAUUUGGAAUGCUCCUUUCCUGUUUGACCUCCCCCCUGGUGACAUCACCAAGCUGCAUCUGCUCCUCGAGUUCAUCGUCAUGCAGGGCCGCGUCUACACGAAGAACAGCAUCCUGGGGCGCGUGAUGAUUGGUCGUGAUGCUUCAGAUGCAGGACAGGAGCACUGGCGGGAAACCUGCUGUCUGGGACAAACUGAAACCACCCGCUGGCACAGCAUCCAGUCAGACUCAGUGUAGGAAAAACUGUAGGCGAAGGACCACAUUGCCUCCAGGACAAUAGAUGGCGAAGCAGGGAUCACACUGGGGUUUUGUCUGAUAUCACAGCUGUCCAACCUGAUGGCAAUAGUGAUAACUUCACUGUGAUUCCUGAAUGCUGAAGGAUGUGAAACUGUAGCAACUUGGAUGUACUGUGAAUCUAUUGUGUUAUUGUAGCACCUACUUAUCCAUGUGUUAUUCUGUACAGAGUUAGAGUUAGACCACUGUGUUUGGCAUGCUUGAAUAUUUAUCUGUAAAUAUCUAAAUAUCAGUAAUUAUGAUCAUUUGCUGAGAAAAAAACAUAUAUUUUCUUUUUCUCUAUUUGUAUCCGGAAAAGCUUGUUAGAUAAAAGCAAACCCCCUUUAGGUUUUUCAUCACACAGCAGCCUGAGCAGAUGCUGGUGAUGAGGGCUUCUCCACAGAGACUCCAUCGUACCUAAUAACAUGAAUCUGGGAAGGUGCUUCUUCAGCCAUUGGAAGGAAGAGACUUAAACUUAGACUCAACUUUAUUUAUCCCUUGAGAUUACUCCUUCAGGACAAUUCUGGUUCCAUUAGCUUUUAUACAAAGAGUUAAAGCAUUAUGCCAUUAAGGAUAAAAAUACAACAUGCAAUGUAAAAAGAAUGUAUAUAGUACAAAAAGAAUAACGAGAGAAUUAUAAAAAUAGAGCUAAGGAAAGUCUACACAGUUGACUUGGAUUAUUGCACUUGUACUGCAGAGAUGUUCUGGCCUUAUAAAUAAGUACAAAAAUUACAAACGCUACACAUUAGUUGGCAUAUGUUAUUGCACAG